Molecule: messenger RNA, 572 nt
Organism: Oncorhynchus mykiss (rainbow trout)
Lineage: Eukaryota; Metazoa; Chordata; Actinopteri; Salmoniformes; Salmonidae
Source: RefSeq, a predicted model, not a curated record
GUACCGUAUCCAACUCCGAGAGAGUAUUGGCAUGAUGAGCAUUGCUUUACUAUUUUGACAAGCCAUAUUACAGCGCUACUUUGAAACCUGGUUGGAAGCUAAUCAAUCUGUUUGAACUUUUAUUCACGAGACAUAAAUAAACCAGACCGAGAGAAGAAGUAGUUGGACUAAUUAGCCUACUAACCCAAAUCAAUAACCUAACUGUGAACUGACUCAACAAGCUACGUCUACGUUUUCAUCUUUUUCAAUCCGAAAGGGUUUUUGCUUCUGGACAUGUGAAUCAAAGGAGUUAUUGAGAACCCCUGAAAAUGAAGCUACUAGCAUCGGUUCUUUGUUGCUUCGGCUUUCUGCUCACUUCUGCGAUGUUUCGGACAAGCUCUUCACAAGCAGUAUGUGCGGGCACAGAGAACAAGCUGAGUACUCUGUCGGACCUGGAGCAGCAGUACCGCACCUUGAGAAAGUACUACGAGAACUGUGAGGUUGUCAUGGGUAACCUGGAGAUCACCAGCAUCGACCGCUCCAGAGACCUCUCCUUCCUCAGGGUAAGACCUGACACUACCAUCCCUUCUUAG